AUGCGACCUAAUCGUCUCAAUUCUAGAGCAUCAUCAGCUACUUUAUCCCUCAGACGACAGCAAGAUGUCGCAACCUUAUUCGCAGAUGAUUCUAGUAUCGCUCAAAACUUACUACGAGGUCAAGUAAUCCCUAUCAGAAGAGCAUCCAUUAGAGCACUUCCAUCGGAUCCAAAUAUUUCUUUAGUUUUAGCAGGAGAUGGCCCUUCGGUCGCCGACGAGCCUUCAGACGUAGUACAGCAACCAAGGAUUCGACGUGGUCUUUGCAGCAGUAAUACCUGGACUUCCUCAAGUGCAGGGGGCGAGUCUGAAAACGACGACUUGGAUGAUCGCACGCAUUUUAUAGAAGAAUUCAAUCGACUGGCGGAUAAGCACGGCGUACGAAAAUUUAUUCCCAGUGAAUACGAGGAUAUUCCUUGUAUCGAGGAUGGACCUGAUAAGCAUGGUAAUUGGUUAUCCAGAAAGCUCUUCAGGCGGACGUCCUCAUCUCAGACACCCGUCGUUAAAUCUAAGAAGGCAGAGCGACGGGAUCUCAAGAAAAUGCGAAGCAUUAGCGAUUCGUUACGGCUGAAGAGCAGAAGAGACUCACUCAAGGAUAGAGAUCUGGUAGAACUUGUUCGUUUGUGCGGAUCAAGUCUGUUAUACCUUCCAGCCGAAUAUGCUGCGAGUAGCUUAACUUUGCCAACUUGUAUUCGUGCUACAGCUCAAUAUUUGAUACAGCAUGCUCCUACCACCCGUGGCGUAUUUCGUAUACCAGGAUCUCAACACACGAUUAGCCUCAUUUAUGAACAUUAUUGUUCGAAAGGAGACGAAGGACAUAUUGCGGGAACAGUAAGAUGUCCGACUUUACCAGACCAUAUUGACUGUGAUGUGCAUGACGUUGCGUCUGCGUUCAAGAGAUUUCUCUCUGGUAUCCCUGGUGGUAUUUUGGGGUCACUUCCAUUAUUCGACGCCCUCGUCUCCAUCCAAACACAUCUUAGAGGCGAUCCAGAAAUGACACGAACUAAGCAUAGUAAAGUUCGAGCGAGACUUAUUGCUUUGUCUAUCUCGACUUUAAGGUCAACAUAUAGGCGAGAACUUAUCUGUGCAGUCCUAGGGUUACUCUGUAUGGUUGGUCGUGCAGCGGAGACAGCGCGAAGGGAAGACGAUCGGGGCAGGCCUCUUCCUACUUCAGAUCUUAUGGGCUAUAAACCAUUAGGGAUUGUUUUUGGACCCCUACUUGUGGGCGAUCUAAUGGACAACUACAAUAUUCGCUUGGCCAAUGGCCACGGUAGUUUGGUCCUCACCCCUUUGAGUCCACCAAAAACUAAGAAGGAAAGGAAAAAGCAUAAAAGCGCAGAAGAAGGUGUUACUUUCAAUAAUCUAGUUGACAAAAUCAAGGUUGCCGGUGAAAUUACGGAAAUGCUCAUCACUCAUUGGCGUGAUGUAGUUCGCCAUAUGAAGAAUCUGGAAGCUCUGACAGCCGUCCAGGGAAGCAAAAUUAUGGAUAUUCGAGGGAGGAAACCACCCAUUUUACGUCCUUCGAUGUCAGAAUCUUUCUCCUUACGGAGGCCUCCCGACUGGACAUAUGACAAACCCAAUAGGAAUGCUGGCAGGAGUCAAUCUCCAACACCGCCACAGCGUAGACCCUCACCUCGUUCAUGUCCAAGGCAUAGCAGCGGAGAUAAUACUGAACGACAGGCCACUGAACAGCAGGCACUUGAUGACUACAUGAAUCCCUUGCAGUUUGAUGCCCUAUCAGUCACAAAACAACGAUCGCGUCAAAGGUUGUCACCAGGAGAAGCUCUUAAGAACGCAAAAUCUUCAAGUGCUCUUUCCACAGCUCUGGUAAAGGAGCAUCCCGAUGAAAAUUAUUUUGAAGAUAGUGAUCUGAGUUUCAAGCAAACCCCACAAAGUGUUAGACCAUCUUUAUCUAUGAAAAAUGGAAAAGAUAAUAAUCAAAAGAGUCCAGCCGUAGAACAUACUACUGAAUGUCGUGUCAAAGGUAUUGUUCGAAGGCUCGAGAGCGAAUCUAUUGAAAUUGAAGAUCUGUCACCUGUCAGAGAUCCCAAGGACUUGGGACAUGACAAGAAAUUGGACACACAAUCAAGCCCACUAUCACUAGACUCGCAUCCGAAGAAGAUCAAGAAGACUAGCUCAUCUUCUCUCUUACAGGACAACGAUCAAAAGCAUAUGCAAGUCUCUGCGCCAAGCCAUCAUGAUACCCCAUCCAACAGAGAAAAUCAUAUCAGAUUUGCGCCAAGCACAUCCCAUGCUCAGGAUGCCAAAGAUUCUCGAAGGCGUCAAGGAUUUACAGGCUCUGAUUACUCCAAGGGAAAUAGCCCUAAGGAUCCACUUUCUAAGGUCUCACAUGAGGAUGACCUAGCAUCCUUAGCUGUGCUGGGACAAGCCCUGGAAUCGCCUGGUAUAUCGAUGAAGUCCGAGGUAAAGUCGAUAAAGUCUACCGAGAAAUCUGAUAACCCGACGAAAUAUGAUUCAGGUAUAGGUUUCAACGAGAAAAUAGAGGCAGAGAAACCAGUUGAGAAACCUAGCACACCGAGCUUUUUACGUCCCCAACUGUCUCGCCAGAGUUUUCCUGAUACGCCAAAAUCCGCAAAGGUUUAUGUGCAUGAUGACCGGUCUGGAAUUAAGAGCAAUGUUUCGCGAAAAACUGAUUCUGCUGCACCUGUUAUUACAACAUUAGUGGAGCCUAAGGUUAUCCAGGCGAAAGGAAAACCUGCUCAUGAAACGGCUUCACCUGCUACCUUGUCAAAAGUAGCCUCGAUCAGAGAAAUGUUUCGAAAGCGAAAGUCCGACAGCCGAUCAUCAAAAUCAACCGAAGAUAACCACAAGAGUGAGCCUUCUAGGCCAGUCACAGAGAAUCACACGGAACCCCAUUCACGAAAGAUUCCCACUCCCGAGCCUGCUCGAACACCUAAGAAGGUCAGUGUUAGGGCCAUGGCAGAGAAAUUCGAUACUGUGAAGGCAACAACUCCUCUAUCGUCAUUAGCCCCAGUCAAAUCUACUAUACCAAUACCUAUAACAUCGGUCGAUAAUCGAAGAGGCGAGGGUGUUAUCUCGCCUUAUACUAUCAAUCCGCCACCAUCGCCAACAAGAUCAAUUGCAUCUUUCAAAUCUGGAAAGUCUGUUCGUUCUUUCCGUAAUACGGGCUUAUCUCAGCGCUUUCAGCAAGCUCAAGAACAUUCAUCGCCCACCAAAAUGCAAGCUCCUAAGAGAGUGUUGAGAGAUUUUGUACCAGAACCUAUCCCACCACAAGUCAUAGUUGAGAAUUCUCACGAAGACUCUGUAGCCUCAUUGAGACGUCCGCUUUCUACCUCCAAUUCUCUCACCGUUCCACUGAAACCAGUGAGUCAUCAGCCACCUAUGCCAACUAGACAAGCUGGAAUGGAUGGUGCAUAUAGUAGUAUUGGCAAUUCUGAUAUUCUGUCUUUGACAUCAUCAGAAUUUGAAGCUGCACACACUUUUCUACAGUCACAAUCGCAACUUGCUCACGAUGCAACGCUUUCAAAGAAUACUUUGACUCGUGGCAACACAGUCUUACACUCGCAGAUACGCAGUCUCCAACAACAGGUAUAUGAAAAAACUGAACAAGUACGGCAAUUGCAACGACGAUUUGAAAUAAGAUCCAGCUCUGAUACUGAGCAUAUCGGCUUGACAGAACAAUUGAGAGAAUCGAGAGAGGAAGUAGAGAUGUGGCGAAGAAGGGCUGAAGCAGCCGAGAGAAAGUUGGAGCUGAUGGAUAUUAUUAGGGCUAGAAAUGAUUCGAGGAUGGAGGAGCAGCGAGGACUCAUCCAUCAAGCUAAGAGUGUUCAAGCUGAAGAUGACAUUAUUUCACAUGGAAGAGGAUAUAGUGUUGAAGGUGGUACGAGGAGACUAAUUUUGAGACGAAGGAUGACUGGUACGAUGAGCCCGGAGGACAGCACCGGGAGCAAUGGUACUGUUGUUAGAGAGAGGAGUGGAAGAUGCGUGGAUGGAAGUGAGAUUUGUGUGGAUGUUAACACGGAUGGGGUUAUACAUAAAGAUUGGGCAAAUCAGACACUUUCCAUCCUGGAUGGUUUUAAAAGUUGGGAGGACUGA
Botrytis deweyae is the source of this 4074-nucleotide messenger RNA. RefSeq lists its product as uncharacterized. NCBI's taxonomy places the organism in Eukaryota, Fungi, Ascomycota, Leotiomycetes, Helotiales, Sclerotiniaceae. The transcript is spliced from 4 exons. Bases 1 to 4074 code for a protein of 1357 amino acids. Gene Ontology annotation, biological process: signal transduction. The record is from RefSeq and is a predicted model, not a curated record.